AUGGGGGACUUGGGUUCACUUUCGGAGCCGUGGAUGCCUCUAGCACCUCGCGCAUUCCCUCUGGGGAAGGCCAAUGUCUACCCUCUAGAUGAAUUACACGCUGUCAGUGUGUCUCUACCAACUUGGGCCUCAGUUAUUGGGCUAUCGCGGAAAGAGGAGUGGGUGUUAGAAAAUCUGGAGUGGAGUUAUCCCCGAUUCUACUUGAAUAAACCAGUUAGAGAUCUUGCAGAUGCCGUUUUGCACCGACUCCAGAUCACUGACAAGUCCAUCUCUUGCAUGGUCUUCCGCUCCGCGAAUGCUGCUCGGCUUUGUGCAGCAGACCUUCAGGCGGUUGCUUCGGAUAGCCAGUUCAGGGUCUUACAGACCGUCCAAUUCGUUAUGCCUCUGGAAUCGAAUUGGGGAAGUUCGGCUACUCAUUGGGCCAAUUUCACUGCUGUGCUAUUCCCCGGCGACUUAAAGAAACAGGCCAUGGCGUUUUGGCGCGAUACAGGCGCUGGAUUGUCCACGCGACAUGCCACUUACUGUCUGGAAGAGCUUGACUAUCUUGAUUCUGACUCCUCGGAACCGACUUUCCGGACCCCAGCGCUCCAAAAGAGAAGCUGUCGCCAAAGUCAGCAGUCUGUGAUGCUGACACAGUCUGCAGAUAGCAGUAUGGGCGAGAUAAAGACGUUUCUUGCGCAGCUGGCCACCUCAGAACAGCCAGGGCAGCCAGCUGUGGAUCCCGACGACGUUUUUCUAUACCCCAAUGGAAUGAACGCGAUCUACGCGCUCUCCGAGGGUGUCGCCUCGUUUGCGGCAGACUCCACUGUAGCUGCUUAUGGGUGGCUUUAUCCGGAGACGGUUGACGUCCUCAAACGGGGUCCGUGGGGGAAAUUGCUCUCUUUCAAGGAUGGCAGCGAAGAGGAGCUGGAUCAGCUAGAAAGUAUGCUAGAAUCUGGCCAACAGAUUCGGGCUCUUUUUUGCGAAUUACCGAGCAACAUUAAACUGUCGUCGCCCAAUCUACACCGCAUCCGUGCCCUGGCCGAUAAACAUGAUUUUCUCGUAGCGUGCGACGAUACUGUGGCGGGCUACGUCAAUGUUGAUGCCCUCCCGUAUGUGGACGUAAUGAUGUCCAGCCUGACCAAGACAUUCAGUGGUUUUUCGAAUGUUACUGGAGGAAGCUUGGUGAUCAACCCCUCCUCGCGUCAUCGCCAGACUCUUCACAACAUCAUAUCGGCCCAAUACGAGAACAUAUACUUCCCUCUUGAUGUCGAAGUGAUUGCCAAAAACAGCAAGAAUAUGUCCUGGCGAGUCAGGCAAUGUAGCCAAAACACUCUUCCGCUUGUCAAGCUGCUACAGUCCCAUCCUUCAGUUGCCCAGGUGAAUCAUCCUUCAAUUGCACCAACAGAGCCUGUAUACAGAUCCUUGAUGCGCAAAGAUGGUGGAUAUGGCAAUGUGCUGAGUAUUAUUUUCCAUCAUCCGCGCAGUGCAGAGCAUUUCUACAACGUUCUGGAUAUAUGCAAAGGCUCCAGCUUCGGAACUAACUUCACGCUGGCUAUUCCAUACGUCCAGCUUGCCAACUACUGGAACCGUGAAAAAGUCCCCAAGUACGGCGUGCCGCAGCACAUUAUUCGAAUUAGUGUUGGGCUUGAAGAUAGCGAGAGUAUUGUCAAUGCGGUGGCCGCUGCUCUCCGUGAAGUGGAAAUAUUCGAGUCUGGAGACGUCCUUAUCGGUGAUGCGUAA
Molecule: messenger RNA, 1722 nt
Organism: Aspergillus pseudotamarii
Lineage: Eukaryota; Fungi; Ascomycota; Eurotiomycetes; Eurotiales; Aspergillaceae
Product: pyridoxal phosphate-dependent transferase
Exons: 5
Coding region: 1-1722 (573 amino acids)
Biological process (GO): transsulfuration
Molecular function (GO): pyridoxal phosphate binding; cystathionine gamma-synthase activity
Source: RefSeq, a predicted model, not a curated record